CUUGGCCACCGAUGGAGAGACUUGGGGCGAGGCAGCUAUAGAGCACAUGAUGCCGCCUUUUCCCCAGGUUUCUCCCAUCGUCGUCAUGGGAGCUCUUGGUGGGCUGUGGCGGGGGAGAUGUGGCUGAUGCACGCGACGCCAAGGCGUGGAGAGGCGGGGGGAAAUGGCUGUGGCUGUGGCUGGGCUGUGGCGUAUGUCAUGUUCAUGGGAAAUCGGAAUCGGAAUCGGAAAUACUAUUACAUGCUACUCUACAUACAUAGUAGUACUUCUCUCCUUCACUCUGCAAUGACACUAGGCCCAUGA
Molecule: messenger RNA, 303 nt
Organism: Bipolaris oryzae ATCC 44560
Lineage: Eukaryota; Fungi; Ascomycota; Dothideomycetes; Pleosporales; Pleosporaceae
Exons: 1
Source: RefSeq, a predicted model, not a curated record